Messenger RNA from Osmerus eperlanus (European smelt), 1646 nucleotides. RefSeq names its product ras-related protein Rab-8B-like. Bases 242 to 865 code for a protein of 207 amino acids. The record is from RefSeq and is a predicted model, not a curated record. Gene Ontology annotation, cellular component: endosome; trans-Golgi network transport vesicle; synaptic vesicle. The transcript has 8 exons. NCBI's taxonomy places the organism in Eukaryota, Metazoa, Chordata, Actinopteri, Osmeriformes, Osmeridae. Gene Ontology annotation, molecular function: GTP binding; GTPase activity. Gene Ontology annotation, biological process: endocytic recycling; regulation of exocytosis; protein secretion.
CUAAACCCCGGCUAAAUUAACACAAUACUGGGCGUCUGAAUAUCUGUUGAAUAUCGAACUUCCAACCAACUGUACCACGGUGUCUACAACUACAUGGACCAGUCUGCAAUUUAUGUAUACGUCACUGCCUAACUCCUCCCCAGACAGCUGGUGAAGUGAAGCGGAUUGCUAGAUCUACGCGUUAGAUUCUAAGUAGCCUAGUUAGACAUUAUCGUUAACUAUUUCGCACCAGAGUGUUUAAAUGGCGAAAACAUACGAUUAUCUGUUCAAACUCUUGCUAAUUGGAGAUAGUGGAGUAGGCAAGACAUGUCUUCUAUUCAGAUUCAGCGAAGACGCUUUCAAUACCACCUUCAUAUCAACAAUAGGUAUAGACUUCAAAAUCAGAACAAUAGAGUUAAACGGAAAGAGAGUCAAGCUACAAAUAUGGGAUACUGCAGGACAGGAGAGGUUUCGAACUAUAACCACAGCAUACUAUAGGGGAGCCAUGGGCAUAAUGUUGGUCUAUGACAUCAGCAACGAGAAGUCCUUUGAAAAUAUAAAGAACUGGAUUCGUAAUAUUGAAGAGCAUGCCUCAUCUGAUGUGGAGAUGAUGAUCCUCGGUAACAAAUGUGACAUGACUGAAAGGAGACAGGUGUCUAAAGAUAGAGGAGAGAAGGUAGCAAUUGAUUUUGGAGUAAAAUUCUUGGAAACGAGUGCUAAGUCAAGUUUAAAUGUUAAAGAGGCUUUUUAUACCCUAGGCAGAGACAUCAUGCAUAACCUCAACACUAAAAUAACGGACAGCAAUCCACCGGGAGGUAGUGGUCCUGUCAAAAUCACAGAGAAGAAGUCAAAGAGAAUCAAAUUCUUCAAAUGUACGCUGCUCUAGAGGUGCCUGUCAGUCUUAAAAGCAGCUGUGCUUAGUGUAAUUGAGAAGUCCUAAUGGUAGAGGCUCAGAGAUCUAGCGGUGGUCUCCCAGAUCGUGAUCGUCGUGAUCCCAUCAUAAGUCCCAAACUGCAGAGGAGUUCAAGCUGCUCACACCGUAAUGACCUUCACAUAGACUCAACUACCAACCCAUGGAAGGCUAUGAUUUGUGUUAACAUUGACUGGUAUCAUUACUGUCUCUGUGCUUGCAAAAUUAUCUCUGUGCUCUUGUACAGUUUUCAACUCAAAAGGUCCUCAUACUUAUUUGUUUUUGCAUAACUUGGUAUUUGACUCAGAGGCGGAGGUUUCAUUAUACAUGUCCCACAUGUAAACGACAAAUCUGUCCUCCGCACUUUUUAUUAAGGAAAUUACGUUUAAUGGCUGCAUCCAAAAAACUGUCCCACGGACAUUUGGAAACAAACCUAUGCCCCUGGUUUGACUUAAAUCAGGCUAUAUUCAGUACUACAGUAGCUAUCAGGGUUGUGCACCCAUAAUAAUGUGCAUGUGAAUGUAUAUUCAAGUGUUCUAACAAAGUGGUAUGCAGGACUCACGCAUUUGCUGUGAGACUCAUGCAUUUCAACCAGUUCACACACUCUCACGCAACACCUUGGAUAUCUCACGCAGAGAUAUAUAUAUAAUUAAUGGACGAGGCAAAGGCAUACGGAGCUAAGUUUUCUGCUGAGUUGAUAGCUGUCUCGAGUUAUACAGAGUUAAAUGCCACCUACCAACCCCCUCCCCCGGUCUCC